Molecule: messenger RNA, 279 nt
Organism: Lactuca virosa
Lineage: Eukaryota; Viridiplantae; Streptophyta; Magnoliopsida; Asterales; Asteraceae
Source: the annotation of a GenBank genome assembly
AUGAAGGAUCGAAAUAAGGAAAGUUGUAAGUUCUGGAAAUGGGUUGAUGGUGAUGAAGAAGAACUAGAAACAAACUUAAUGAAAGUCAAGAUUUCAAUAUUGGAAAAUGAUUUGAAAUCUUACAAGAUGAAGACAGAUGAGGAUGGUAUGAGUUUUAGAAAGAAACUCGAUGAAAUGAGCAGGACAUUAGAGAUUCAAAAAUGUUGUUUGUGGAUGCUUUUUGUUCUGCUUGUAGUGAAAUUCAUGAUGUGGUAUAGGGAAAAUGAAUGGAAUGGUUGA